Messenger RNA from Columba livia (rock pigeon), 2342 nucleotides. RefSeq names its product cleavage and polyadenylation specific factor 3 (gene CPSF3). Gene Ontology annotation, cellular component: mRNA cleavage and polyadenylation specificity factor complex. The coding region runs from base 65 to 2140 and encodes 691 amino acids. The transcript has 18 exons. Gene Ontology annotation, biological process: mRNA 3'-end processing by stem-loop binding and cleavage. NCBI's taxonomy places the organism in Eukaryota, Metazoa, Chordata, Aves, Columbiformes, Columbidae. The record is from RefSeq and is a predicted model, not a curated record. Gene Ontology annotation, molecular function: 5'-3' RNA exonuclease activity; RNA endonuclease activity; RNA binding.
GGGGAGGAAGCGGAAGCGGGAGCGGGAGGUGGCCGGGUCCGGUAGCGGCGGGGCGCGGGGCGUCAUGUCGGUGAAGCGGAAAGCCGAGGCCCUGAUCCCGGCCGAGGAGAGCGACCAGCUGCUCAUCCGGCCCCUCGGUGCUGGCCAAGAAGUAGGAAGGUCAUGCAUUAUUCUGGAGUUUAAAGGAAGAAAAAUAAUGCUUGACUGUGGAAUCCAUCCUGGACUGGAAGGAAUGGAUGCUCUUCCUUACAUUGAUUUGAUAGAUCCUGCUGAGAUUGAUCUCCUCCUAAUUAGUCAUUUCCAUUUAGAUCACUGUGGGGCUUUACCGUGGUUUUUGCAGAAAACAAGUUUUAAGGGAAGGACAUUUAUGACUCAUGCCACAAAAGCUAUUUAUAAAUGGCUUCUUUCAGACUGUGUCAAAGUCAGUAAUAUAUCAGCGGAUGACAUGCUGUACACAGAGACAGACCUUGAAGAAAGCAUGGACAAGAUUGAGACCAUCAACUUCCAUGAAGUGAAAGAGGUGGCAGGAAUCAAGUUCUGGUGUUACCACGCGGGCCACGUUCUGGGAGCAGCCAUGUUCAUGAUUGAAAUAGCUGGUGUGAAGCUUUUAUAUACAGGUGAUUUCUCAAGACAGGAAGACAGACAUCUGAUGGCAGCUGAGAUUCCCAAUAUUAAACCUGAUAUUCUUAUAAUUGAAUCCACGUAUGGUACUCAUAUUCAUGAAAAAAGGGAAGAGCGAGAGGCACGAUUCUGCAAUACCGUUCAUGACAUUGUAAAUAGAGGAGGUAGAGGUCUUAUUCCUGUGUUUGCCCUGGGUCGAGCGCAGGAGCUACUUUUAAUUUUAGAUGAAUACUGGCAGAAUCAUCCUGAACUCCAUGAUAUCCCUAUAUACUAUGCCUCCUCUUUGGCAAAGAAAUGUAUGUCGGUUUAUCAGACAUAUGUCAACGCCAUGAAUGACAAAAUCCGCAAGCAAAUUAACAUCAACAAUCCAUUUGUUUUCAAGCAUAUUAGUAAUCUGAAGAGUAUGGAUCAUUUUGAUGAUAUUGGCCCCAGUAUUGUGAUGGCUUCCCCAGGUAUGAUGCAGAGUGGCUUGUCCAGAGAGUUGUUUGAGAGCUGGUGCACAGAUAAGAGAAAUGGAGUCAUUAUAGCAGGGUACUGCGUGGAAGGAACGCUUGCUAAGCACGUCAUGUCUGAACCUGAAGAGAUCACAACUAUGUCAGGCCAAAAGCUCCCAAUGAAGAUGUCUGUGGAUUACAUUUCUUUCUCUGCUCACACAGAUUAUCAACAAACUAGUGAAUUUAUCCGGGCCCUGAAACCUCCACAUGUGAUUUUAGUUCAUGGUGAGCAGAAUGAAAUGGCCAGAUUGAAGGCAGCGCUGAUACGAGAAUAUGAGGAUAAUGACGAAGUUCAUAUAGAAGUUCAUAAUCCUAGGAAUACUGAAGCUGUGACAUUAAACUUCAGAGGAGAAAAACUUGCCAAGGUGAUGGGAUCUUUAGCAGAUAAGAAACCAGAGCAAGGACAGAGAAUUUCUGGAAUCCUAGUUAAAAGAAAUUUUAACUAUCACAUCCUUUCUCCCUGUGACCUCUCCAAUUAUACAGACUUGGCGAUGAGCACUGUAACACAGACACAAGCCAUUCCAUAUACCGGCCCUUUUAAUCUGCUUUACUAUCAGCUACAGAAACUUACCGGUGAUGUAGAAGAAAUAGAAAUCCAACAAAAACCAGCCUUGAAGGUUUUCAAAAAUAUCACUGUGAUCCAGGAACCAGGCAUGGUGGUCCUUGAGUGGGUGGCAAAUCCUGCUAAUGAUAUGUAUGCAGACACCGUGACAACAGUGAUACUGGAAGUUCAGUCAAAUCCCAAAAUACAGAAAGCUGCAGUACAUAAAAUUUCCAAAAAAGUAGAUAUGGAUGUGUAUAGGAAGAGAAUGGAGAUCAUGCUUCAGGACAUGUUUGGAGAAGACUGCGUGAGUUCAAAAGACGGCUCGGUCCUGAGUGUCACGGUGGAUGGGAAGACGGCAAACAUUUCCCUGGACACGCGGACAGUUGAGUGUGAGCCAGGAAGUGAAGAUGACGAAUCCCUUCGUGAGAUGGUAGAACUGGCUGCGCAGAGGCUUUACGAUGCCCUCAGCCCAGUGUGCUGACCUCUGCAGAUACCAUCAGAACCAUCUUCUAAAUGUUCCAUUUACGUGGACUAUUUUUUUAAGAGUAAAUUUUUUUCUUCAGCAAGUCAACCAUAUCAAUUCUGUGACUGUGAAACUGCUGGGUUAUUUCAAGUAAUGGAUGAGCAACCUUCUAGCAACUAUAUUUGUGCAUAUAGAUGAUAAUAAAGUCAGGCAAACUAUG